Messenger RNA from Canis lupus familiaris (dog), 7357 nucleotides. RefSeq names its product zinc finger MIZ-type containing 1 (gene ZMIZ1). The transcript has 25 exons. NCBI's taxonomy places the organism in Eukaryota, Metazoa, Chordata, Mammalia, Carnivora, Canidae. Bases 396 to 3614 code for a protein of 1072 amino acids. Gene Ontology annotation, molecular function: SUMO ligase activity; zinc ion binding. The record is from RefSeq and is a predicted model, not a curated record. Gene Ontology annotation, biological process: regulation of transcription by RNA polymerase II; protein sumoylation.
CGGCAGCGGCGCGUCCUCCAGCGGCGGCAGCGGCGCUCGCAGCGCCCGGACUCGCAGUGCUGUGCUCGGCCUCGUCGGACCGCGGAGGCCACCGCCCUCUUCCCACCUCGGCCUCCUCUUCCUGACGCCCUUGGCAUCCUCGAGUCCUGGUUGUCCGCAGAGGCCCCAGCAGGACAACGAGGAGGAGCCGGUUGGCGUCAGACCAAUGCUGUGAGGGGGGUGAGGAGGAGAGCCGCUGUCCAUCACCCAGCUGCCAGACCUAGAAAGCAGGAUGGAACUGGAGUGAGGCAAAGGGCUGAGCGCUGCUGACCAGACGCGGGACGCUGGUGGUUCGCGGGUCACUGAGGCUGGACAACGUUCAUGGCUCUCGGGUAGAACCCAGUGAAACGGCCAGAAUGAAUUCUAUGGACAGGCACAUCCAACAGACCAAUGACCGCCUACAGUGCAUCAAGCAGCACUUACAGAACCCUGCCAACUUCCACAAUGCCGCCACGGAGCUGCUGGACUGGUGUGGAGACCCGCGAGCCUUCCAGCGGCCCUUCGAGCAGAGCCUGAUGGGCUGUUUGACGGUGGUCAGUCGGGUGGCAGCUCAGCAAGGCUUUGACCUGGACCUCGGUUACAGACUGCUGGCGGUGUGUGCUGCGAACCGAGACAAGUUCACUCCCAAGUCUGCGGCCCUGCUGUCCUCCUGGUGUGAGGAGCUCGGCCGCCUGCUGCUGCUCCGACAUCAGAAGAGCCGUCAGAGCGACCCCCCCGGGAAACUCCCCAUGCAGCCCCCCCUCAACUCUAUGAGCUCCAUGAAACCCACUCUGUCGCACAGUGAUGGGUCAUUCCCCUAUGACUCUGUCCCUUGGCAGCAGAACACCAACCAGCCUCCCGGCUCCCUGUCCGUGGUCACCACGGUUUGGGGAGUGACCAACACAUCCCAGAGCCAGGUCCUCGGGAACCCUAUGGCCAAUGCCAACAACCCCAUGAAUCCAGGCGGCAACCCCAUGGCAUCGGGCAUGACCACCAGCAACCCCGGCCUCAACUCCCCCCAGUUUGCCGGGCAGCAGCAGCAGUUCUCGGCCAAGGCCGGGCCCGCUCAGCCCUACAUCCAGCAGGGCAUGUACGGCCGGCCCAACUACCCCGGCAGCGGGGGCUUCGGGGCCAGUUACCCCGGGGGUCCUAAUGCCCCCGCAGGCAUGGGUAUCCCUCCGCACACCAGGCCGCCCGCUGACUUCACUCAGCCCGCGGCGGCGGCUGCUGCCGCUGCAGUGGCGGCAGCGGCGGCCACAGCCACGGCCACAGCCACGGCCACCGUGGCAGCCUUGCAGGAGACGCAGAACAAGGACAUAAACCAGUACGGACCGGUCUGUUCCUCUUUCCAGAUGGGUCCCACCCAGGCGUAUAACAGCCAAUUCAUGAACCAGCCCGGGCCGCGGGGGCCUGCCUCCAUGGGGGGCAGCAUGAACCCCGCAAGCAUGGCGGCUGGCAUGACACCCUCGGGGAUGAGCGGCCCUCCCAUGGGCAUGAACCAGCCCCGGCCGCCCGGCAUCAGCCCCUUUGGCACACACGGGCAGCGGAUGCCCCAGCAGACCUACCCGGGCCCCCGGCCCCAGUCCCUUCCCAUUCAAAGCAUAAAGAGGCCAUACCCGGGAGAGCCCAACUAUGGAAACCAGCAAUACGGACCAAACAGCCAGUUCCCCACCCAGCCAGGCCAGUACCCCACCCCCAACCCCCCACGGCCGCUCACCUCUCCCAACUACCCCGGGCAAAGGAUGCCCAGCCAGCCGAGCACCGGGCAAUACCCACCCCCCACGGUCAACAUGGGGCAGUAUUACAAGCCAGAGCAAUUUAAUGGACAAAACAACACCUUCUCGGGAAGCAGCUACAGUAACUACAGCCAAGGGAACGUCAAUAGGCCUCCCAGGCCAGUUCCUGUGGCAAAUUACCCCCACUCACCUGUUCCAGGGAACCCCACGCCCCCCAUGACCCCCGGGAGCAGCAUCCCCCCAUACCUGUCCCCCAGCCAAGACGUUAAACCACCCUUCCCACCUGAUAUCAAGCCAAAUAUGAGCGCUCUGCCGCCACCCCCAGCCAACCACAACGACGAGCUGCGGCUCACGUUCCCAGUGCGGGAUGGCGUGGUGCUGGAGCCCUUCCGCCUCGAGCACAACCUGGCCGUCAGCAACCACGUCUUUCACCUGCGGCCCACGGUCCACCAGACGCUGAUGUGGAGGUCUGAUCUGGAGCUGCAAUUCAAGUGCUACCACCACGAGGACCGGCAGAUGAACACCAACUGGCCGGCCUCGGUCCAGGUCAGCGUCAACGCCACGCCCCUCACCAUCGAGCGCGGUGACAACAAGACCUCCCACAAGCCCCUGCACCUCAAGCACGUCUGCCAGCCAGGCCGCAACACCAUCCAGAUCACCGUCACGGCCUGCUGCUGCUCCCACCUCUUCGUGCUGCAGCUGGUCCACCGGCCCUCCGUACGCUCCGUGUUGCAAGGCCUCCUCAAGAAGCGCCUCCUGCCCGCAGAGCACUGUAUCACAAAGAUCAAGCGGAAUUUCAGCAGCGUGGCUGCCUCGUCGGGCAACACGACCCUCAAUGGGGAGGACGGCGUGGAGCAGACGGCCAUUAAGGUGUCCCUGAAGUGCCCCAUCACGUUCCGACGUAUCCAGCUGCCUGCCCGAGGCCAUGACUGCAAGCACGUCCAGUGCUUUGACCUGGAGUCGUACCUGCAGCUGAAUUGCGAGAGAGGGACCUGGAGGUGUCCUGUGUGCAAUAAAACCGCUCUGCUUGAGGGCCUGGAGGUGGAUCAGUACAUGUGGGGCAUCCUGAACGCCAUCCAACACUCCGAGUUUGAAGAGGUCACCAUCGACCCCACGUGCAGCUGGCGGCCAGUCCCCAUCAAGUCAGACCUGCACAUUAAAGAUGACCCGGAUGGCAUCCCCUCCAAGCGGUUCAAGACCAUGAGUCCCAGCCAGAUGAUCAUGCCCAACGUCAUGGAAAUGAUCGCAGCCCUGGGCCCCGGCCCAUCCCCCUACCCACUCCCGCCUCCACCGGGGGGCACCAGCUCCAACGACUACAGCAACCAAGGCAACAACUACCAGGGCCAUGGCAACUUUGACUUCCCCCAUGGAAACCCUGGCGGGACGUCCAUGAACGACUUCAUGCACGGGCCCCCCCAGCUCUCCCACCCUCCGGACAUGCCCAACAACAUGGCCGCCCUCGAGAAACCCCUCAGUCACCCCAUGCAGGAAACUAUGCCACACGCUGGCAGUUCUGACCAGCCCCAUCCCUCCAUACAACAAGGUUUGCACGUCCCACACCCCAGCAGCCAGUCAGGGCCUCCAUUACAUCACAGUGGGGCUCCUCCUCCUCCUUCCCAGCCUCCCCGGCAACCGCCACAGGCCGCUCCCAGCAACCAUCCACACAGUGACCUGACCUUUAACCCCUCCUCAGCCUUAGAGGGUCAGGCCGGAGCGCAGGGAGCAUCCGACAUGCCGGAGCCUUCGCUGGAUCUCCUUCCAGAACUCACAAAUCCCGAUGAGCUCCUCUCGUACCUGGAUCCCCCUGACCUGCCGAGCAAUAGUAACGAUGACCUCCUGUCUCUCUUUGAGAACAACUGAAGCCCGCCCCUCCAUUGGGGCCAUCCCUCCCCACUCUGCCUCCUUCCCCGUCUGCCCCACACACACUUUGCCACUGGGAGCCCAUGCCCUCCGACCGCCCCUGCUGCGGCCUUCUCAGAGCGGAGGGGCGGGAGGGUGCAGGGUGAAGGCGCUGUGGGUCUGGUGCCCGUGCCCGGAGCAGAGGCCCUGAAGACGCCCCUCGUGGUGGGGAACCGGCCCAGCGAGAGAUUCAGGGGCACACGCGGACGAAGGCUUCCCGGUCCCUCUGUGUGUGCUGAUUCCAAACGACCCUCCAGUGCCCCCUGAGGUUCUUCCGGUUUCUAAACUGUAACCCUGCCUCCCUGCUUCCCGGCCCAGAGCCUCCUUCAAGUGACUGUGAGCCUGAGAGAGGGGCACCCCGAGACCCAGGCAGGCCCCCUGAGCCUUGGAGGAACAGUGACGGUUGGCGGCAGUGAGAGCAGCCCAGCCACCACCACCACCACCACCACCACCACCACCCACAGAAAAGCACAAACCUCUGGGAAAGAGAACUCUCUCGGGGGCAAGGUCAGCGCUUUGACCCCUGACUUCUAAGCCAAGAGACCCUGUCAACGCGCUCUCUCAGAAAGCAGACGAACAGGACAAGACGCUGUGUUUGAGAGAGGGUGUGCCAUUCGGCUUGGGGCUGGUGGGGAAGGGGGUCAGGGCCCCCUCGGGGCCAGGACGGCGCAGCGGGCCCCACGACCCCUGGACUCCGGCCUCAGGGCGGGGGGCGGCGGGCCGAGUGAGCAGAGAGCGCCCCGGGAAUCCUCGUGCCCCCGCUGCAGGGGGCAGGGGCCAGGGGGGCCGAGAGGACCAGCGACUCCUGUCGCUCCCAGCCGCCCCGGCUUGUCACGACGAAUCGGCUCCGCGGUCAUCUAAGGGAAGGGCCAGGUGGACUUGGAUGGCGAACAACCCAUUUCUCUCCAUGCGUCCCGUGUCCUUCCUCCUGCCCCCACCCACCACUCCCAGACUGUUAGGGGACACCCGCACCCCUGGGCCCCGUUCUCCUUCGCCCACCCUGACGGCCGGGGGCACGCCGGCGGAGAGGCGAGGGGGUGCGGGGUGCGGGCAGCAGGAACCCCAGGGCGCCCGCGGGUGUCUCAUGGGCCCCUGUGCCCCGGAAUGUGCCAGAAUGUGCUCGCCAGCCUCAUGUGGUGUCUCUGUGCUGCCCCCGGCUGUGCCCCCCCUACCACCCCCACCCUGUCCCUCCGCCCUGCAAAGCUGCCCACACUCCUGCUCACUCGAGCAGAAGCAGCCUCUGGUUUCCCUCCACUGCUUUGCUCCAUCCGGCUUCCUGCUCUCGGAGUCUCCCGGGUAGCUUGUUCGGGCGUCCGUUUUGUUUGGGGGGGGGUCCUCUGUGCCCCCACCCCACCCCCACCCCCACCUAAGCCGCCUGGCCUGUGAUGCUGCUGGGCCCGCAGGUCACUUGGGUCACGUCUGUGAAUUCGUUGCGCCCCUCCCUGCUGCUGCCUGGGCCCCCCCCCCCCCCCCGCUUCCCGUCCACUGUCCCGCGUUCUCCAUCUGCCCGUCCACCCCCUGCGGCGGGUGGUCCCCAGCACUCCCCUGGAUCUGACCCGUGCAGUGGCCCCAGCUGUUGGUUUCCAGGCGCUGUACCAGACAGCCGGCGCGAGGUUUUCUGUAGGAAAGCUGCCAUGGUCCCCGGCCCUUCUUUCCUUUGUCCCGUUGUCGAGGUUUUUUCAAACAGCGUGGUGUUCAGUAUGCAAAUCGAUUAUUUUAAGAAUUGCUUUUGUAAAUAUCUUUGUGAAUAUUUUAGUAUCGUCUUUGAUAAUACUCAACAUUUUCACGACCUGGUUAUAGCCUUUGCUGGUGUUUUUAAAAUACCUUGACUCAACAACAAAGACCGAGUCCUUUUUUUUAAAAAACAACAAACAAAAACAAAAAAGCAACCAGGGCUAUUUGUACAGAUGAAGGGACAAAGUGCGUGGGUGGCUGUACCGUGAGUUCGAUCAGGCCGCCCACCGUUCAGAGCCAUCCCCGGUCGGCUGGUGGGGACUAGACGAUGCCAGGUAGCACGUGGCCGUCCUUGCCCGGUGGCCGAGAGCCCUGGCAGGUGGCCACACUCCACGUUAGGCCAUCUGGGAAUGUUCAGACUUAAAAAUGCCUUCCUUAGAAGUUCCUGCUUCCUGCUGUGCUACUUUUUCCCAGAAAGGCCUAGGGGUCCACUCUGGUUCUUACCGGGUGUCCCCACUCUGCUCACCGACCUACCCACAGCUUUCUUUCUAGUCCAGAGGGUCGAUCUGCUCCCCACAGCCCGGGCUCUGGGCACCUCCCUCGACCAUCUCCGCGGAAGCCAGGGCUUGGUACCAGAGGCAGGUUUCCUGGGGCCCCUCCCAAGCGAACCUCCACCAGCAAGCUGGGCAAAGAGCUUUCCCGAACCGUGGUGCCUGAAGCCCGUGCUCUGGGGACGUACACUCCCAGGCUGGUCUUGGAGCCAGGCCAGGGGUUGAGGGAGCAAACAGGUGUCCGGGGGCUGGUGACACAAGCCCCGGCGGGUGACAGAUUCAGGUGGCCACAGCCUCCCCGAGCUGGGGGUGGUCCUGAACUCUGGGGAGAUGCUUCCCUCAUCCUUUUGGACGACUACUUGGAGCCAUAAGUAACCUCAGCAAAAACGAGGCCUCAUCAAGCCACUUCUCCAUGACGAGCAUCCACCCGGGCCAUAGACACGUUUCUGCUGCCACUCCACGAGACGGACAGGGCGCCAGCGGGCAGGCGGGAAGGCCCGAGUACAGGCAAUCACCCCCAUCUUCUUGGUUCGAAGCUUUACCCGUGUAUCAUGUUUCCCUGUAGCCAUUUUAUUUUUUAAGAAACUUCUAAUACUUUCUCCCUCACGGAAGCCUGAAACACCCCCCACCCCAGAGAGCUACACGUCUGCUCCCUCGACCUGACCAUCUAGACAGGAUGAUGUCAGCAGCAGCGACUCAAGGGACGUGUGUACAUAUGUAAAUGAGAAAUAGAGACACGUUAACAGAUGCAUUCAUUUCCCUUGGAAUGUGUAUUGUUUUUAUUUUACGGAACAAAACAAAACAAAAACACACAAAAAAAAGGCUUGGAACUCCAUCUUGACGUGGAAAAACUAGAUCCUGUUUGUUAGCGUUUGUGAGGUCUCUCUUCUUCACACAUUUGUCUCAUGUAAUAUACUCUGACCCUGUGUGGAAAGGAAUUUUUGUUCUGUUUUGUUUUUAUUUUACCUACAUGUACUAUUUAGCUUCAGUGUACUAGUCUGCCACCUGUGUAUUUUUAGGGUGCUAUGGAAAUAAUGAAAAGAAACGGGGAUUUCAGAAGAAAAUUGUAACCAAAUUCAUACUUUGUAUAAUUUUUUGAUAUCAUGAUUGCAGGUGAUUCACACGUACACACAUAAACACACCCACAGUGCAGCCUGAAGUAACUCCCACAGAAGCCGUCAUCGUCUUUGUACAUCUAUGUACAAUGCAAUCAUUUCAUACUUUAAAACUGGUCAGAAAACUAAUUGUGAUUUCUAGUCUUGCAAAGCUGUAUGUAGUUAGAUGAUGUGACAACCUCUAAUAUUUAUCUAAUAAAUAUGUAUUCAGAUGAAACCUGUAUAUUAGGUGUUCAUGUGGUUAUUUUGUAUUUAAAGAUCAAAUUAUUUGACUAUUGCUAGACAUUUCUAUACUCUGUUGUAACACUGAGGUAUCUCAUUUGCCCAUGUUAAUUGUUUUCUAAAUAAAUUGACAAAAAACGAA